This is a messenger RNA of Psilocybe cubensis, 615 nucleotides long. RefSeq lists its product as uncharacterized. NCBI's taxonomy places the organism in Eukaryota, Fungi, Basidiomycota, Agaricomycetes, Agaricales, Agrocybaceae. The transcript is spliced from 2 exons. The record is from RefSeq and is a predicted model, not a curated record. Bases 1 to 615 code for a protein of 204 amino acids.
AUGUACUCCCACCCCGCGCCCGCGCAGGCGCAGGCGGCACAGCCCAAAGCACCUGAAAACGAGCUCUUCUCGUUCGACUUCCACGCACCGUCUCUGGUGCAGAACACGGCUGUGAUGGAGCAGCCGAAGAAAGACGUGAAGCAGAAUAUUUUGUCGUUUACAUUAAUCAGCGUUUACUGUAGGUUGUACAGACUUUCUCAUGCUUGGAUUAGGGUAUGUACCUCAAUGGGUAUCUUGGUAUCGCUGUGCUUUUCUAUACCGCUUCACUGGCGGACUCGUGUUACUCUAGGAGAAGAUGGUAUGUAUGAAGAUGUUCUACGCUUUUGGAUGGACAAAGACAAAGAAGGCAACACACCCGACGCGUUGCAGGAGGUUAUCGAGCAUCUCAUGUACCAAGGAAAGGCCUGUCCUCAUCUAUACUCGCUUGUUCUGAGGUUCUUGACCUCGACGCCGGAGCUGCUUAACCGACAUCAAACUGGUUUGAAGGACAUCCUGGAGCAUAUCGACGACGUGCAAUUGAUUCUCCUUGGGAGUCUUACAAGUUUUGAGUCGAAAUGGAGUGGCGAGUGUCGGUUUAAUGAAGCAAUGGUUGAUCAAGACGAUCAAGGAAAGUAG